UUGAUUUGAUAUAAUAUGUAGAAUAAAUAUAACUGAUAAAUACAAAUUUUCACUCUAUCAUAAAAAAAAUCUUGUAGAAAUGUGUUUUCUUUCCCCAAACUUCUUUGUUUACUAUUAAUCUUGCCCUCCCUGUUCAUUGGUCCUUCCAGCUGUCAGUCAAAAGUGGGCGGUGUCAGCUGACUUGAUACUUCCAGUAAGUCUCACAUGCCGCACACAGAGUCAGCGGGCUGGACGCGCUUCAGACGGAUCUUCCGCGCGCUUGGAUAACAACAACAGCCUCGUUCCUGUCUGAACGGGGUCCUGACGUCCGCGCGCGCCCCGCGGCUGUUCCAGCGGCUUCCCGCCGCUCUGGGAUGUGACCCUCACUGCAGACUUUGCGCUCAGGCGGAGCCCGGUUCCCCCGGUCAGACUUCUUUUGCGCGCACUUCAACUUGUGACUUUAGUCGUACAUGACAGAGUGACUCCUCCAUCGGUUCUUUUUUUUUUUUUCUACCCACCAUGGCGGAAGCGCCUCAGCAGCCACAUUUGGUGGAAAUUGACCCGGAUUUCGAGCCCCUGGCGCGGCCCCGCUCGUGCACUUGGCCCCUGCCCCGUCCGGAGUUCAUCAACCCGGGAGACUCCAACACGUCCUCGCCGGUCCCGUCCGUGAAGCAGGAGCCCGGCAGCAACGCAGAGUACAUCAACAACCUGAGCCUGCUGGAGGAGAACGAGGACUUUGUGGAGCAGAAGCCCGUCAUCCUGUGCGGCGAGUUCCAGUGUCAGGAGACGUGCGUCCACCAGCAGCCCGCGCAGCAGCAGCAUCAGCAUCACCCCAACCCGCAGCUCCCGCAUCAGCAGCAGCAGCAGCAGCAGGUGCCUCUGCUCUCCGCUCCGGUCAGCUCGCCUUCCUCCGCCGCCGCGGCUGCUGCUGCGGCGGCCGCUGCCCAGAGGAAGAGCAGCUCCUCCCGGCGCAACGCUUGGGGGAAUAUGUCUUACGCAGACCUCAUCACCAAAGCCAUCGAAAGUUCUCCAGAGAACAGGCUAACUCUGUCUCAGAUCUAUGACUGGAUGGUGAAGAGCGUGCCUUACUUCAAGGACAAAGGAGACAGCAACAGCUCUGCAGGAUGGAAGAACUCCAUCAGACACAACCUGUCCCUGCACAGCCGCUUCGUCCGCGUCCAGAACGAAGGGACGGGGAAGAGCUCGUGGUGGAUGCUCAACCCGGAGGGGGGGAAGAGUGGAAAGUCCCCACGGCGCAGGGCAGCCUCCAUGGACAACAACAGCAAGUUCACCAAGAGCAAAGGAAGAGCAGCAAAGAAAAAGCUGUGCCAGCAGGGUGGGCCAGACGGGGGUGCAGACAGCCCGGGCUCCUACUCCAAGUGGCCUGGCAGCCCAAACCCCCACAGCAAUGACGACUACGAUGCGUGGAACAGCUUCAGGCCCAGAACCAGCUCCAACGCCAGCACUCUGAGCGGCCGCCUCUCGCCCUUCAUGCCCGAGGACGAACUGGGCGAAUCUGACGUGCAUAUGGGGUACCCAGGGGCCCCGGGGGCCAAGAUGACCGCCACGUUGCCCAGUCUCACGGAGAUGACGGGACACAGUUCCGAGAAUGUCAUGGAGAACCUUCUAGACAACCUGAACUUGCUCUCGCCUAACAACUCUCAGGUUGGCGGGGGCGCUGGGACCCCUGGCUCCUCCCAGUCCUCCCCGUCCUCGAUGAUGCAGCCGAGCCCCGGCUACCCGGCUUACAGCUCCCCCAGCAUGGUCCCGCAGUCGCAGCAAGACUAUCACAAGUGUGUGUACGGCCAGUCGGGCCUGUCCCCCAUGCCGCUGCAGACGCUCACGGAGAACAAGCCCGGCUUCGGGCCCGGUAUGGGUCAAUACAGCUGCCCCGCCGGGCUGCUGAAGGAGUUGCUGACGUCAGACACCGACCAGCACAGCGAGCUCAUGCCAUCGGUGGACACCGUGGUGUCUCAGACCAGCGGGGGCCGCAUGCUGCCGCCGUACAGCAGCAGCCAGCACGCGGCCAAACUCAUGGCGGGAGGGAACGGCCGCCCACACUGCCUUUCUCACGGCCAUCCCCACAACGUGCACAGCCACGCUCCGGCCUCCUCGCCGGCCAUGAACGGACAGUUGCUCAUGUCUCUGAACUACAGCGGGGGCAACGCUCGUUUGCAAGCCGCUAAAAACGCCAUGCAGAUGCCUUACGGCCUGUCCGGCCACCUCAGCGGGGGAGGCAUGCCCGCCGGCUUCUGCCCCAUCAGCACCAACGGAUACGGCCGACCCGGCAUGUCGGCGCCCUCGCACACAGAGAAACUGCCCAGCGACCUGGACGAUAUGUCCAUCGAGAAGUUCGAGUUCGACAUGGAGACCGUUCUCCAUGACACGCUUAUGGACGGAGACUCUCUGGACUUCAACUUUGAGCCGGUGGUGGCCCAACAAGGCUUCCCUCACGGAGUUAAGACCACCACGCACAGCUGGGUGUCCGGGUAGAGACAGGAACCAAAUCUCACACCUCAGGUGUGUUCCUGUUCCAAAAUUACUUCUCAGACCAGAUCACGUAAGCAGCUGUGGAUAAAACCACCAUCAGAGCCCCCUGAAGACACAACCAGGUUCAAAAUAUAUCAAAGUGCCAAACUAUUUUUUGUUUUUUGCCUUAACCCAGGAGCCAAGCUGAAACACAUGUUUUGAAUUCACACACUCAAGGUUACAGAUAUUGUACAGUGGUGCAAAAAACACAUCCUCAUCAACAAUCUAUGAGAGCCGCGCACUGUUUACUGUCAAUCAAGCCUUUUGCUUGGAAAACUGAUUACUGCGGAUGGCGGUAAUCAGGCUGAUAGAGAUUUCCCACAAACCCUCGUGUGUUGUUACAAAAUUAACACAUCUGAAUGUACAUAAUGUAAUCAAAGAGUUUGUAAAAUUGCCUUCUCUGUUGUGUAUUUUUUAAGUUUGUACAUAGUGUUUACAGAAAGGAAGAUUGCAGCAGAAGAGUUCACAGAGAAAACUGGACCUUUUUUUUUUUUAAUUGCAGGUCAGUUAGGCUGAAAUACGGUUUCUAAAUUUCUUGUACAUUAAGAAUGUAUCUCAAAAAUGAUGUAGUCAAUGUUUACUAGAUUUAGAAUAUAUUUGAGAGCUAAGUUAUUUGUGGCUUACAUGAGAAUUGUUCUGUGUUACGUGUCGCUCUGAACCUUAAUACCACAGGGGCCUAUUUAUUGUGCCUAACAAUGUAGAAACUGACUGCAGGCUUGAAGGGUUUCAAUGUUUAUGGUCCAGAAGAUAUACAAAGCGAGCAGUCUUGAAGAAGAGAAAUCUUUAUUUUCUACGUCCUGCAUUCGUCUUUCUGUAAAAGUCAAGAAAAAUAUGUAAACUGUUAUAGUUGAGGUUUCCUGGACAUAUUUUUUGGGGGGAGGCGCUGUGAAUAUUUACAAGGUCAAUAUGUUUUGAAUUAAAAAAUCUUCUCAGCGCUUCUGUUGUUGUCAUGCAAGUGCAUCCUGUGCCCUGUUCAGUUCCAAAGCUUGUUUUUAUCUGCUUUGUUUUUAAGGAUUAUUGAAAAAAAUUGUAAUUUAGUCCAAAGUACACCGCUAACACCGUCUUAAAGAACAGCCUUACUAGCUCUUACAAGUUCCCCCUCCCUGCUACCUCUGCUAACACUGCCGGUAACGCAUCUCCCUACUGCAACAGUCGCCCUGUUUUCAGCAUUUUGUUGCUGCAUUUGCUACUCAAGGUGCCACUGAGUGUUAGAUUUCUGACCUGUAUAUUUGUAUAUUUUCCCACUUAUCACCACUUUAAUCUUUUAGCCUGUCCUUGUUAAAAUGUGAAGACCAAGUGGCCUAAAGUUCAAAAUUCAUACUAAUCAUUUAUGAACCAUUCCAUCCGACAACAUCAAGAACUCUGUGGAUGCAGAAUACUUUUGGAUCCAAGUGGUCUGACGUUAGUGGAGCCGGUUAUUAAAAUAAUAAUUGUGCCAUUUUUUGAUACAAGCACCAAAUUUGGCAUGGAUGUACUUUAGGGUGUGGCCUUUCAGAAAAGAAAGUCACCCACGAGAAAAGUUUAAAGGCUGCAGUUUGUGCAUGAUGGGUCGCCAACCCUCGGGACGUGGUAAGUGCAGUAAUGGACGGGUAAGGGUUAGGGUUGUGGUACCAGUCCGCGGCCUGAGGGUUGGGGAUCCCUGAUUAGUGUAUACAUUUUUUCCCUGCCUGUGGCCCGGUAUCAAGCGACCCUCAGACUGGUACCGAUUUACAGCCUGGAGGUUGGGGACCACUGAUUUAAUAAUUUAUUUGUCAAAAAAUGAGUUGGGGACACUCAAAGCAUCAAAAAGUGACACGGAGGGGACCUGAACCAUACGUCUAUAUGACGAAUUGGGAGUGAGAAUGCGUUGCUAUGGCCACCAUCUUUACAAAUGGCCGCCAUUUUGGCUUUUCUCAUGGUUACAGUGCUUUUCUGAAACAGGGGAUCCAAAGGAACAUCUAUGCCAAAUGUGUUGCUUGUACUGCAAAAUGCACAAUGUGUCUAAAAUCUUAACCUAACCGGCUCUGCUGCAAAUUGGGAGUCAUAAAAAAAUGGUGAUUCUUACCACAUCUACAGAUGGAGGAGUCAGUCAAGAAGCUGCUGUGAGGCUGAGUUGCCAAGUGUUGCCUUUCUUACCCAAACAUGCCAUUGUGUACUUUGGCCAAAUUUGCCUUUACUGUCACAUUUCUAGCAUUUUAGCAUGUUUUCUGAGCUAUAUGGAAAAAAGAAAAAAAAAAUAUAUAUAUAUAUAUAUAUACAUUUGUGCCGGUCACUCAAGUCAGGAUCAAUUGUAAUAAAUCUAUAAAACUGACUUUAAAAAGUAAAGAGCUGUACUAAGUAAAUUAUAUCUCUACAUUUUUCAAAUGAUUGAAACUAUGCAUUGUAUUCUUUAACUUUAUGUUGCUACUGUUUUAUUUUCUUCUUUUUCUUGAACUUUAAACAGAUAUUUUAAUGUAAGAUAGCGCUGUGAGAUGUUAUUGUGUUGUUGUUGUCGAAACUCAAUGUUUUAAAAGGUUAUAUGGGGGGAAAAUAAAUGAAGUUUAUUUAGAAAAUAGUUGAUACAGUGAUUGAUACGCUAAGCUUUUGUUAACUGACAAAUGUUGUUUUAUUGUAUUCUGCUAUGGUUUUUAGAAAAAACAGCAUCAAAAAGCAAAUUAUAAAAAAAAAAAAAAAAAACAUUUUUAAAUGAGACAAUAUUUAUUCAUCCGAGAAGUCCUGAGAGGUGCAGAUUUUGGACCAAUUUAGAUAUUGCACUUUUGCUUACAUUUUAUAACAAAGGGCUCCUCGUAAAAUGAGGAAGAAUUCCAAUUACAUAUUUUAGAAUACAAAUCUGUUACAUUUAUCUUAUACAGAAGUAAAAUGUAGUUGUGUCAUGUGAUUUGCAAUCAAUGAGAAAUCUGUAAAUUGUUCAAUAUUAAUGUUUUAAAACCUAAAUAAAUGUAUUUCUGUGUAAAAAUGA
Molecule: messenger RNA, 5446 nt
Organism: Oryzias melastigma (Indian medaka)
Lineage: Eukaryota; Metazoa; Chordata; Actinopteri; Beloniformes; Adrianichthyidae
Gene: foxo1a
Product: forkhead box O1 a
Exons: 3
Coding region: 499-2472 (657 amino acids)
Biological process (GO): regulation of transcription by RNA polymerase II
Cellular component (GO): nucleus
Molecular function (GO): RNA polymerase II cis-regulatory region sequence-specific DNA binding; DNA-binding transcription factor activity, RNA polymerase II-specific
Source: RefSeq, a predicted model, not a curated record